AUGGCUAAAGGCAAUAAAGAAAAGUCAAAUAAAAAAAACAAAGGGGAAGGAGAAGUAGUAAAAUUCUAUAAAGUAAAGGGAAAGAAAAAAAUUUUAGUCCCAGUUAAGGCAAAGAAAACUAUUGCUAAAAAAUAUUAUGGAAGAAAAUUAGCAUCAAAAAAAAAGUACGUGGUUCAAGGAAAAAUUAGAAAAUCCAUUGAAAUUGGAAAAGUAGCAAUUAUAUUAUCGGGUAGACAUAUGGGUAAAAGAUGUAUAAUAACAAAAAUAUUAAACUCAGGAUUGUUAGCUGUCGUAGGACCUUACGAAAUUAAUGGAGUACCUUUAAAAAGAGUUAACCCAAGAUAUGUUGUUGUUACAUCAACAAAUAUUUUUAAUUUUGAAAACAUGGCAGGACUUAAAGAUGAAUUUAUGAAAUUAGCUGAAGAUAUUAAUGACAAUUCCUUUAUGAAAUCUUUAGAAAUAAAAAAAAAACAAAAAAAAUUGCUCAGUAAAAAAAAUGAGGCUCUUUUUAUGAAUGAUGUAAUAACAAAAAUUAAGGAAUUAAUGAAAGAAGAUCCAAAAAUGCAACAAUUGCAAAAAACGCAAAAAGCAAUUGGCGCCUUACUUAAGGAUCAAAUUAUGAAGAACAAAAUCUUUACUGAAUAUUUAAAAUCCAAAUUUACAUUGAGAAAUGAUAUGGCACUGCACAAAAUGAAGUUCUAA
This is a messenger RNA of Plasmodium gonderi, 702 nucleotides long. Its product is annotated as 60S ribosomal protein L6. The record is from RefSeq and is a predicted model, not a curated record. Gene Ontology annotation, molecular function: structural constituent of ribosome; RNA binding. NCBI's taxonomy places the organism in Eukaryota, Apicomplexa, Aconoidasida, Haemosporida, Plasmodiidae. Gene Ontology annotation, cellular component: ribosome; cytosolic large ribosomal subunit. Gene Ontology annotation, biological process: ribosomal large subunit assembly; cytoplasmic translation. Bases 1 to 702 code for a protein of 233 amino acids. The transcript has a single exon.